AAUCUCAUCCCCACAUCAAUUAGAUUUCCGAGGGGAGAGAAGAAAGAAGGAUCCAUCAUGAGUGCUCCAGUUACAUUCACCGAAGAAUUCAGCAGCUCCGUCCCAGCGCCAAGGUUGUUCAAGGCGUUGAUAAUCGACGGCGAUAAUCUCAUGCCCAAGAUCAUGCCUCAGGCCAUCAAGAGUGUGGAGCUCAUCCAUGGCGACGGAGGCCCCGGGAGCAUCAAGCAGAUGAACUUCGCUGACGGCAGUCCUCUGAAGUUCGUGAAGCAUAGAAUCGAUGCACUGGACAAGGAGAAGAUGACGUACAGCUACUCAAUGGUGGAGGGAGGCGAAUUGGGCAACAAGAUCGAGUCGAUCUCUUAUGAAAUCAAGAUGGAGGCAUCUCCCGAUGGGGGCUGUAAGGGCUCCAACGUGAGCAAGUACCUCCCAAAACCAGGGAUUGUGAUCAAUGAGGAGGAGAUCAAAGCCGGGAAAGAGAAGGCCACGGCCGUCUUCAAGGCCGUGGAGGCUUAUCUCUUGGCCAACCCCGAGACCUAUGCCUAAGAACUUUUUAUUUAUAUUAUCGUCUCUGUUUGAAGCAACUUUUGCAUCUCUCUUUUCGCGGACGAUUCUAAUUAUAAUGUGGUCCUCUAUGUGGGAAGCCCUUGAUCGAGAGUGCUAAUCGGUUUGCUACUAUAAUAAAGUUCCUCUUUCAUGUACUAUGAAUUAUAUUA
Molecule: messenger RNA, 713 nt
Organism: Eucalyptus grandis
Lineage: Eukaryota; Viridiplantae; Streptophyta; Magnoliopsida; Myrtales; Myrtaceae
Product: major strawberry allergen Fra a 1.08
Exons: 2
Coding region: 58-543 (161 amino acids)
Biological process (GO): abscisic acid-activated signaling pathway; defense response
Cellular component (GO): nucleus; cytoplasm
Molecular function (GO): signaling receptor activity; protein phosphatase inhibitor activity; abscisic acid binding
Source: RefSeq, a predicted model, not a curated record